AUGCUCACGCCGCCGCAAAAACAACAACGCGUAGAGUGUUCACGUGCAUUUUUGGACCUCUGCAAUGAAGAUAAGAAUGGUGUAUUGAGUCGAAUUGUUACUGGUGACGAAACUUGGAUUCAUCAUUAUGAACCUGAGUCGAAACAAGACUCUAUGCAGUGGCAUAAAAAGGGCACAGCACCCCCCAAGAAGUUAAAGGUGCCACAGUCAGCUGGGAAACUCAUGGCAACGGUCUUUUGGGACUCAGAAGGAAUAUUAUUAAUCGAUUAUAAAGAUAAAGGUGUUUCUAUAACCGGAGAAUACUACGCUUCAAUAUUAGAGCGAUUAAAAGAAGCCAUUAAACAGAAAAGACAGGGAAAAUUGACGAAAGGUGUGCUGCUUUUGCACGACAAUGCGCACGUCCCGCCGCGUGGCGUUGGCUGCCCUGCUUAA
This is a messenger RNA of Melitaea cinxia (Glanville fritillary), 432 nucleotides long. RefSeq lists its product as uncharacterized. NCBI's taxonomy places the organism in Eukaryota, Metazoa, Arthropoda, Insecta, Lepidoptera, Nymphalidae. The transcript has a single exon. The record is from RefSeq and is a predicted model, not a curated record. Gene Ontology annotation, molecular function: nucleic acid binding. Bases 1 to 432 code for a protein of 143 amino acids.